AUGCCGAUAAUCACCGGCGAAGGUGAUGCGCGACGCAGAUCGGAACAGUUUCAAAAGGAGUGGAUCGCAGCGGAUCGGAAGGCAAAGGUGGAUCUCAUACUAUCCAUUUCGUCAUUAGAAUUAAAACAAUUUCGUGAAUGUGCAACUUCGAAUGAUGUAUGGAAAAAGCUCGAAAGCGUGUACGCAUCUAAGGGUCCUGCUAAGAAAGCGGCCUUGCUAAAUCAAGUCACGCUAUGCAAGAUGGCUGAAGGCAUGGAUGUCCGAACGCAUUUAACAGAGUUCUAUGAUGCUGUCGACAAACUUCAUGCAAUGAACGUCGAAAUUAACGGUGAUCUGCUCACGGUGCUUAUAUUAAAUAGUUUACCCGCGAGUUUUGAAACCUUUCGUAUAGCCAUGCAAUCACGGGAUGAUUUGCCCGAUCCGGAUUCUCUACGGGUAAAAAUCAUCGAAUUGGACGACGCCCGGAAGCAAAAAGAAAAAGGAAACGGAGACGGCGCCAUGUUUGUGAAGUACGGACCAUUUCGCGGACAAUCACGAAAAGAGCACGGAAAUAUCGGGAAAGCGGUUUCUCCAAAGACAAAUGUUGCCGAACAGGCAUUUAUCACGGAGUGUUUACAUUCGUCAGCCGAUAGUGCAAUUGUGCCCAAAUGGUUUUUGGAUAGUGGGUGCACGUCCCAUUUGUGCAACGAUAAAAGCUUGUUUAUCGAAUCGGAAGAAACGCAUUCUGGACUGAAGUUAGCGAGCGACGCGAUGACGCGAGUGACCGGAAGAGACUCUCAAAAACGAACAAUAUUAAUUGCGGAUCGCGAAGGUGAUUUAUUUUUCAUUCGUCAAAAUUUACAACAAGCAUGCGCGACAAGCAGUGCGACCGAUCGCACCCAGGAUAAUCGCACCGUAGUCGAAGAUGUUGAAGAUAAUCGCAUCGCAACGAGCCAAACCAACGAAGUUCGCAACGCAUCCGAAAACGAAGGCGAACUGUCAUCGAAUAAAGUGUCUCAAGAUACGAAUCACGGUCGUGAUCGUGGAUCGGUGGAUGAUGAUGAGGAACUAGAAUGGCAUGACGCUGGCUUUGCAAUGAGUGAAUCAGAAAUACCUUGCGUUCAGGCUCUGAAUGGUCCGGACGCCGAUAAAUGGAAGGAAGCCAUUUACACUGAAACCAAGAAUCUUGUUGCAAGCGACACUUGGAUGUUGCUUAGAACGUCGAAAGGUCAGGCUUGUAGCGAAAGGAUUCACGCAGAGACCUGGGAUAGAUUUUCACGAUACCUUCGCGCCGGUGCACUAUCCGUGGAGCUUGAUCUUCACAUUUCUCAAUUAGACAUCACAGCCGCCUAUCUCAACGGAGACAUCGACACGGACGUUUACAUGCGUAUUCUGGAUUUCCUAGAUGAAAUGAUGAAAGAAAUCAUUCGUAGAGAAGGGGAUCAAAUUAUUGCAAACAAGGCAAGAAUGAUCCAGCAGUGUCUCUCGAGCGGAUCACUAUCCACUAAUGCUGACCCCUGCUUAUAUACCGACAAGAAGGGACAAGGAACAACGAUCGCAUUAGUUUAUGUCGACGACAUUUUAAUUGCAUCGAACAACAAAUCACGAGUCAAUGAGAUCAAGGUCGAGCUGUCCAGAAGAUUUUUAACAAGGGAUCUUGGAACAAGGGAGAGUUUGACGUUGUCUCAAGAAAGCUACAUCAAGGAUGUUCUGAAUAGAUUUCACAUGGAAGACUGUAAUCCCGUAAAAACUCCGUUGGCCGUUGGAGCAAAACUCGAAGAAGAGUCGGAAGGUAACAAUGGUGACCCAGAACUUCCCUAUCGAGAACUCAUCGGUGCCCUGAUGUACAUUGCUUUGGGCACACGUCCUGACAUAUCUCACGCCGUGAGUGUACUAAGUUCUGCUAUUACCUGGGAGUCGAGGAAGCAGCGCACAACGGUUCUAUCCUCAACGGAGGCCGAGUAUAUGGCCGUCAGCGAUGCAGCCAAAGGUGUUUAUCUCCUAGGUUUUCUCAAGGAGCUAGGACUUCAAAAUUUUGCUCAACUUAGAUUGUACAAUGAUAACCAAGGAGCGCAGAAGCUGGCCCGCAAUCCACUGUUCCACGCAAGGAUAAAACAUAUAGAUGUACGCCAUCACUUCAUACGCCAGGUUCUUUGA
This is a messenger RNA of Megachile rotundata (alfalfa leafcutting bee), 2136 nucleotides long. RefSeq lists its product as uncharacterized. The record is from RefSeq and is a predicted model, not a curated record. Lineage: Eukaryota; Metazoa; Arthropoda; Insecta; Hymenoptera; Megachilidae.